AUGUUUAACAAAAUAGACAUUUUCGGUAGCUAAAUUUUACUUAGAUUUAAGGGAGAGCCAGUUUAUCAUACUAGAAGUGGUUCAUUUAUUACACUUUUAAUCAUAAGCUUUAUUGGUUUUCGUUUGUAUUCCAUUAUCGAAGAUGUAUUUCUCAGAGCAAGUCCACAAGUAAUUUAUAGCGAAAGGUAAGUUGAUAACCCUGCUCCAUUUUAAAUAUCAAGCUCUACAUUUCCUUUAGCUUUUGGAAUGGAAGACCCAAAUUUUAGUUAUUAUAUUGAUGAAGGUAUUUAUACUAUUUAAGCUUCAUUUUACUAAAAGACACUUAUGUUCAAUGAGACUACGUAAUAGAAUGAUGCUGUUUGGAAUAUAACUCAAAUUUAAGUAUAACGCUGCACUUUAGAUAAUUUUAAGAAUCCAGACAAUAUAAAUUAUUAUACAAGCUUAAAAUAUUAAAACAUGUAUUGUCUUCCACCAAAUAUUGAAUUAACUUUGUAAGGUGAUUUCUAAUCUCCUAUAUAUUCUUAUCUUGAAUUGUUGGUUAUAAAAUGCAAAUAGAAUUGUAAGUCAUAAGAGUAGCUAGACCACUAUUUACUAAAUUCUAAUUUUGCUAUGCAACUAUCAGAUUCUUUUGUAAAUCCUUAAAUUAAAUAUAAUCCUUUUAAGAUGUAUUCAAGAGAUAUAUACUGGGCUACAACCACUUAAAUGCCAAAAGCUGUUACAUUGUAUCUAAGAAAUAAUUACGUGCAAAGUGAUUUCGGAUGGUUUUUGCCUGAUUUAACUACACAACAUUUUCCUGCUUACAGCUAUAAUGAUGUUUCUGUCUUUCCAGACAACUUUUAAAAUUACUUUCUAAGUGUAGUAUUUAGAUUUGAAAAAUAAAAAGAAGGCUUUUAUAGUAGAACAUAUAAAAAUUUUAAUAACAUAAUAUCAGAAAUUGGAGGAUUUACACAAAGUCUCCUGGCUGUUGGCUAUCUCAUUUGUACAAGAAUUUCUUAACUGCAACUAAAUUAAACUCUUAUCAACUAGGCUUUCAGCUAUGAAGACUCAAAAAAUGAGGACGAGGAAAAUAAAGAUAGUGAAAAAAAGCACAUUAAUCUUUCAUAAAAACUCUAAUCUCCGAACUAAUCUUAACAGAUCGAUAGUUUGCAAAAUUAAUUACAAGAAUAAGUAUAAUCAUAGAAUCAUCGAUUUAAAUUUAAUUAAAUAAUGAAAAAAAACACUUAAUAUUUGAGUUAAAAUUAAAAAACAAAUUUUUAUGAUCCUAACAGUCCUGUUUAUUCACCAUAAAAUAAGGGAAAUUAAAUUAACAAUGAUUAAAAUCUCUCUUAAAAAACUCUACAUUUCUAGCAGAUAAAGUAGAAUAAAGAAAAAUAAAUUUUUGAUAGCAAAUAAUUUAUAUCAAAUUAUAGAAACGAUCUUAAAUAAAGCAAACAAUAUAGCAAACAAAAAACAAAUCAGCUUGAUUAAAAAAAGAUACUAAAUUUACUUAUUCAAGAUGUCUAAAACAGUGAUGAAAUAACUCAAGGAGUUAAGGAUUAGGAAGUUUUAGACUAAAAUAACCAUCUUAAAAUUCAAAAAUAUAAGCUUAAAAUAAAAUAGAUUGAGGAGAAACUUAAAGAAAAUAGAUUUAACGAACUUAUGAAGAAAGAAACAAAAUGUAUGAAGAUGAACAUUUGGGAGUACUUUAAAUCAAUAAUUUAUCCUUUUGGAGAGCUGAAAAAAAAGAAAUAAAUUAUAUAAUACAGUAUUGAUAAACUAUAUUACAAUUUGGAUAUUUUUAAUAUUUUGAAAAAGCUUGUAGAAGUUGAAAAAUUGAAAAGACUACUAUUAGAUCAAGAAUAAUUAAAACUAUUUGAUUAUUUGCCAAAGCCAACUAUUCACUCAGAUUUAGUUUUAAAUAAAAAUUAAAGCCAAGUUUCAAUUAAAAAAAGCUAUGAAGUGGAUGUACUUUAUCAAGACCACAGAACAGAAAUGUAAAGGGCAAAAGACGCCUUUUAGGCCUAUAAAAAAAUAGUUAACAAGUAAAAUCAUACAAUUCUAGAUCAAAAAAUUAUUGAUUUGCUUGAUCCUAAUUUGGUAUCUAUCUUUUAAGCAGAGGGUAAUAAUGUCUGGUAAAAUAACUACAUUGAAGAAUCUAAUAUUGAAGAUAUUUCACUUUAAUCUAAAAUCAAUACAUUUAAUUAAUAAUCUCCAAUAAUCAAGCUAGAAUAAAUACAAGGAUAAACUGAAGCCUAAUAUCCAACAAAAUAGGAUGAUAUUAUUAAAAAGUAAGAAUCUAUCAAUCCUUUACUUGUCAAUGAAUCUUAGAGUUUUUUGCUAAAUAAAAAGUAAUUAGAGUUAUAGUUAGAGAAACCUAAAUUCUAAGUAAAAAAUAUAUAUGAAUAAAUGAAUAAAUUUAACGAACAAAAGAAUUUAGAAGAUGAAACUAAAGAUUUAACACAAAGUAUUUACAGUGAGAUAGCCCCUAAUCAAUUAUACUAAAUGCCUAUUGAUUUUUAAAGCAACUAAAACGAUUUAAAAAUAAGAAAGUGA
Tetrahymena thermophila SB210 is the source of this 2532-nucleotide messenger RNA. Its product is annotated as transmembrane protein, putative. Gene Ontology annotation, molecular function: double-stranded DNA binding. NCBI's taxonomy places the organism in Eukaryota, Ciliophora, Oligohymenophorea, Hymenostomatida, Tetrahymenidae. Gene Ontology annotation, biological process: reciprocal meiotic recombination. The record is from RefSeq and is a predicted model, not a curated record. The transcript is spliced from 2 exons. Gene Ontology annotation, cellular component: nucleus.